AUGUUGCCAGAAGCACCAAAAAACAAGUCACUAUACGAAGAGGCCGUUGAAGCUUUCUCAUUCUUGAAGGAACGUCUACCUGAAACUCUACAACACCCUCAUGUUGCAGUUAUUUGUGGCUCCGGUUUAGGAGAACUCGCAAAUACCAUCCAUGAUGAGCCGCGAGCAGAAUUUGAAUAUUCUUCCAUACCCCAUUUCCCUUGUCUGACAGUGCCCGGACAUGCGGGAAAGCUCGUCUUUGGACUACUUGCCGACCAUAUCCCAGUUGUUCUCAUGGUGGGCCGUGCACACUACUAUGAGGGUCACUCGAUACAUCAGGUGACAUUUCCAAUCCGAGUGUUUAAGCUUCUUGGAAUUGAGACUAUUGUUUUAACAAACGCCGCCGGAGGCCUCAAUACCGAAUAUGCGGUUGGAGACAUCGUGAUCAUCAACGAUCACAUCUUCCCUGCAGGAUUCGCAGGAACACAUCCCCUGCGAGGGCCAAACCCGGAGGAAUUCGGACCCAGAUUCCCUCCUCUGUCUGACGCAUACGAUCUCGAGCUCCGUCGCCAUGCACACCAGGCAUGGAAAGCAGUGAUGAGCGAAAACAGUAAACGAAGACUACACGAGGGUGUGUAUGCCUUUGUUGCGGGUCCCAGUUACGAAACUCGCGCUGAAUGUCGUAUGCUUCGCCAAGUUGGGGCUGAUCUGGUUGGCAUGUCAACCGUACCAGAAAUAAUCGUCGCGAGGCACUGCGGCAUUAGGGUACUGGCUUUCAGCUUGGUAACCAAUAAUGCGGUCCUCUCUCCAGUUCCCCGAGGAGAUGAUCAUCUUCUUCAAGCCAAGGACGUGAGGGAGCUGGAUUCCAUAUUGCAAGAAGGCAAGGCAAGCCACGAAGAAGUCCUCGAAGCUGGCCGCACAGCAGCCAUCGAUAUGCAGAAACUCGUCGUGAAGGCCAUAUCAAAUGUCCAUGGGCGCCGAUAGUGUCCACUCUGUGAGUGGAUCAAAGAUUCGGUCUGCCUCGAGAAGCAAAUGCCACGAUUGGACAAGGAGCGUGCAAGAGCAACUUUCUGAGACGAUCGUCAUGACGGGACCUCUUCACAAGUGGCUAGGAAAUGGCAACAGAAUAACUCGACCGUUGUACCGAACCCUUCACUGGAUUCAUGUCCUUCAACAUCUGCGAAAUUGUCUCAUUUUUUUUGACGGUUUCUUUUCGCACGAAGGUUACUGUAGAAUGAUCUUUUGCCGCUUUGCUUCGAUGUUUGAAUCUCCCUGUAUUUGGAAGCAAAGCGUUUAGUUUCCCGCUCCAAAGCCAAGGCAUCUUCAACGAAGGUCUUCUUGCGGUCUUUCUUGGCGAUGCGACCGCUGAAGAAUUCCGUUGGACCCUCAAUGAUUGUUCCCAACUGAGAAUAUUUUGGAGGCUGUGCCUUGCCGCCUUCUUUCUUGUAAUGCCUCUUGGGAUC
Aspergillus novofumigatus IBT 16806 is the source of this 1442-nucleotide messenger RNA. RefSeq names its product purine-nucleoside phosphorylase. NCBI's taxonomy places the organism in Eukaryota, Fungi, Ascomycota, Eurotiomycetes, Eurotiales, Aspergillaceae. Gene Ontology annotation, biological process: nucleoside metabolic process. Gene Ontology annotation, molecular function: purine-nucleoside phosphorylase activity. The transcript is spliced from 7 exons. Bases 1 to 963 code for a protein of 320 amino acids. The record is from RefSeq and is a predicted model, not a curated record. Gene Ontology annotation, cellular component: cytoplasm.